CUCCUCCUCUGUAGACUGCAGCCUCACUUUUUUUUUUUUUUUUUUGUGUUUUUUUUUCUUACUUCUCUAAUCUCAGCGAUGUGAGCAACGAGAACACGAUCUCAUACCAAGAAUAAUUUAUUAUCAUUCUCGAGCACAAGACCAUCUUAUUAGUAUUCAUCUUGAUCUUUUAAUAAUACCAUGUAUACUCCCAAGAUCUUGUUCUUAUCCCUUUCCCAAUUCCUCCUCCUCCUCCUUCAUCUUCACCUUCUUCUUCCCCCGGCUGCCGCCGACGACCCUCUCUACCAGAUAUGCGGCAACAAUGGCAACUACACGGCGAACAGCACGUACCAGUCCAACCUCAACCUCAUCCUCUCCUCCCUCGCCGCCAACGCCUCCGCCGGCGGCGCCGGGUUCUCCGAAGGGACCGCCGGCCAGACCCCCAACCAGGUCUCCGGCCUCGCCCUCUGCCGCGGCGACGUCAACGCCUCCGCCUGCGGCUCCUGCCUCCGCCUCGGCGCCUCCGACGUCCUCAACCUCUGCCCCUACAACAAGGACGCCGUCAUCUGGUACGAUGACUGCCUCAUCCGCUACUCUAACUUGCACUUCCUCACCUCCACGGACAACUCGCUGCAAGAGAUCUUGUAUAACAUCUACAAUAUCACCUACAAACCCCAUGUAUUUGAUGAAAUGACUGCAUGGUUGAUCAAUAGAACAGCCGACUGGGCAGCACACAACACAAAGAGUAGGUUUGCGACGGCGGAGGCAAACUACACAGCCGAUAUACCGUUAUACGGGUUGGUGCAGUGUACACCAGAUUUGACGCCAGUAGAGUGCUGGCAGUGUCUGCAAAACCUAAUUAGCGAGAUGCCCCAAUAUUUCUUAGGGAGAAAGGGCGGGCGAAUUCUUGGAGUGAGGUGCAAUCUCCGGUAUGAAGUGUAUUCAUUCUUUGAUGUGGCACACUCGCUAAGGCUUGUUCUUCCGGCAGUAAGUGCGCCAGCGCCUGCUCCUGUUGUACAUACCCCAGUAUUUGUUCCGGCUAGGGAAGAAGGAAAGAAGAAGAAUGUAACAGCAACAGUUCUCGCAAUUGCCCUACCUCUAGCUGCUGCUCUUGUUCUUAUAUCUGCUAUCUGCAUUUGCUUCUGGAGGAAGAGAUCGGCAAUAAAACAACCACUAUUAUAUGAAACUACUGCAGAGGAGAUUAGAAAUGUCGACUCACUGCUUAUUGAUCUGCCAACACUCAGAGCUGCAACUGGUAAUUUUGAUGAGGUCAAUAAACUUGGCGAAGGAGGAUUUGGUGCUGUUUAUAAGGGGAUCCUACAUGAUGGGCGUGAGAUAGCAGUUAAAAGACUAUCCAGAAGCUCAGGGCAAGGAAUAGAGGAACUGAAAAAUGAGCUUGUUCUUGUAGCCAAACUUCAACACAAGAAUCUUGUAAGACUUCUAGGCGUAUGCUUGGAGGAGCAAGAGAAGCUUCUUGUCUAUGAAUAUGUGCCUAACAGAAGCUUAGACACCGUUCUUUUUGAUUCUGAGAAGAAGCAGCAGCUUGACUGGGGGAAGAGGUAUAGGAUCAUUAAUGGAAUAGCUCGAGCACUAGUAUAUCUGCAUGAAGAUUCUCAGCUGAAAAUUAUUCAUAGGGAUUUGAAAGCUAGUAACAUUUUACUAGAUGCAGACAUGAACCCUAAGAUUUCAGACUUUGGUCUGGCUAGGCUUUUUGGAGGAGACCAAACUCAGGCGGUCACGAACCGUGUUGUUGGGACAUUUGGAUAUAUGGCACCAGAAUACGCCAUGCACGGCCACUUCUCAAUCAAGUCAGAUGUAUUCAGCUUUGGUGUUCUUAUUCUGGAGAUCAUCACAUCGAGGAAAAACACUGCUACCCUCGAAUCUGAGCAUGCUGAAGAUCUCUUAACCUAUAUAUGGGAGCGUUGGAUCAACGGAACAAUUCUAGAGAUAGUGGAUCCAUCCAUGGGCAGGAAUUACUCAAGAAAUGAGGCAUUGAGAUGCAUCCACAUCGGAUUGUUAUGUGUUCAGGAGAAUCCAGCUGAUAGACCGAACAUGUCGACAGUGGUGGUGAUGCUAAGCAGUGAGACAGUUUCACUUCAAGCUCCAUACAAGCCAGCGUUUUGCAUUGGAAAGAGCGGUAUUAACUCCGGAAGUUUCCGACAUCAAGCUAAUCACUAUGGAGGUAUUGGAGACCAAUCCUCGAAUAGUUCUAUUCCCAUGUCGCCAAAUGAGGUUUCGAUUACUGAACUAGAACCUAGGUAGAAGUAGAAAUCGUGAUUAGCAUGUUGGCGGAUUUAGCAUAUUAUAACAAGUUCCUAUGAAAUUUCAGAACCUUGUUUAUGUUGUGUGUACCAUUUAUGGCAUAUGUGAACUCUUUAGAAGUAAAUAAAAUUACCCAGAAUUUAAUAAAAUGUGAAGCAUAUGCGAAUAAUCUUAUUUUA
This is a messenger RNA of Ananas comosus (pineapple), 2420 nucleotides long. RefSeq names its product cysteine-rich receptor-like protein kinase 6. Gene Ontology annotation, biological process: protein phosphorylation. The transcript has 9 exons. The coding region runs from base 181 to 2241 and encodes 686 amino acids. Gene Ontology annotation, molecular function: ATP binding; protein kinase activity. The record is from RefSeq and is a predicted model, not a curated record. NCBI's taxonomy places the organism in Eukaryota, Viridiplantae, Streptophyta, Magnoliopsida, Poales, Bromeliaceae.